GUCUCAACGACGAAGUAGGCGACCUGCUGUGGGUCCCAAGGAGACGGUGGUUGCAGCUAUGCAACAGUUUUAUAGAAGUUGUGCUAAAGAACAUCUUCCAGCUGCAGCAGUACAACCACAGCCACAGGGACAAGAACAUCAACAAUUAGUAGACUUUAAGAACAUACAACAAGUACAAGACACAACUUCAUCUCCAC
Amoebophrya sp. A25 is the source of this 197-nucleotide messenger RNA. Lineage: Eukaryota; Dinophyceae; Syndiniales; Amoebophryaceae. The record is from the annotation of a GenBank genome assembly.